GUGAGCUCUUCACUUGCUUUCUGGAUUCCUCUUUUCAGGUGCAACGUUUGGGACUAGGCUUGUCCCUUAAACACUACGUGAAUAACUUCAUGGUGUUGGUUUCUGAGAGGCCUCUGAAUGCAGAAGUCCUGACAACUUAUUUUCCCCCUCUUACCUGCAGCUGGGUCUUCGUGUGGGAAAAGGGCUACCAGGAGGUGGACUCCGUAGUCAGCUCCGUUAUGAUCAAAGUGAAAGGAGUCACCGUGACCAACACGUCAACUCUGGGGCCCCGGGUCUGGGAUGUGGCUGACUAUGUUAUUCCACCUCAGGAAGAGAACACCGUCUUCAUCAUGACAAACAUGAUCAUGACACUGAACCAAACGCAAGGUUCCUGUCCCGAGCUUCCAGAUAAGACGACUGUGUGCAAGUCUGAAGGGGACUGCCAUGCAGGAUAUGCAGGCACUCAUAGCAACGGAGUCCAGACUGGGAACUGUGUUAAGUACAAUGGCUCCAUCAAAACCUGUGAGAUCUAUGCGUGGUGUCCCGUGGAGGAUGAUAUGAAUGUACCCAGGCCAGCUUUCCUAAAGGAUGCUGAGAACUUCACCAUUUUAGUGAAGAACAACAUCUGGUAUCCCAAGUUUGACUUUGCCAAGCGAAAUAUUCUCCCUAGUAUCAAUUCCACGUACCUGAAGCGCUGUAUCUAUGACCCUCAGACGGAUCCCUUCUGCCCAAUAUUCCGGAUCCAAAAAAUAAUGGAGGCUGCAGGGCAGAACUUCCAGGAGAUGGCUGUGGAGGGUGGAGUUAUGGGGCUGCAGAUCAAGUGGAAUUGCGACCUUGACAAAGCAGCUUCUCUCUGUGUGCCGAAAUACAGCUUCCGUCGCCUUGACAACAAGGAUUCCAGAUACACCGUCUCCCCAGGCUACAACUUCAGAUUUGCAAAGUACUACAGAGACACAAGCGGCCUCGAGGCACGGACCCUCAUCAAGGCAUAUGGCAUCCGCUUUGAUGUCAUGGUGUUUGGAAAGGCAGGAAAAUUUGACAUCAUCCCUACAAUGAUUAACAUUGGCUCUGGUUUGGCACUGCUGGGAGUGGCAACAGUCCUGUGUGACAUCAUUGUCCUGUAUUUUAUGAAGAGAAGACAUUUCUACAGAGAGAAGAAGUACAAAUAUGUGGAGGACUAUGAACUGCUCCUUUGCACUGGAGGAGAACAGAGCUUGAAUGACUGAAAGCCAUCGGCACUUCCUGCUGGGGACAGACAGGGAGGCAACUCUACCUAUGGGACGCAGCCGUGACAUCCAUGGAGCUGCAGCAUCAACCGCUAUAUGUGAAGCACUGCUGCAAAUAGUGCCCCACUUCACAUAUGGACAAUGAAGAGAUGCUGCAGAUUCUCUCCUUGGAACAAGAGACUUUCUUACUACUCAGAUGCAGCACAGCAGAAGCCAAAGGGAAAUUUGGAGUUGCUGGUGUUUUGGAGUUGUUCAUGGUAUCAAAAGCAAAGAUCAGGCUGUGGGAUUUUGUCUUUUUUGCCCCCCGUAGAAGUCUGGUGCAUUUCUAGUAUUUAAGUACACUACUAGCUGUAUCCAUGCCCCAGGUGCCAGUUCAUCUCCUCUUCAUCUCGACCCAGAGCACGCUGAGGGGCAGGGCACAGCAGCACUGGGGGACCCGGGAGGAGGAAGGCGACUUCAGGUGGCACUCCUCGGCUGUGACCUAGGGGAAAUGCUGGUUGCCUUCCUGUGAGGCUACCUGCGAGUGGAAGAAGGGAUACAGAAAAAUGCCUUGCUCACAGAAAAGACAUUCCUUGGAUUGAGUGAGCUCCAUGCUGUGUUGCUUUUAACUUUGGAAGAGCACUGAGCCACAUCUUCCUGUCCCAUACUUGUUUUCCUUUUGGGUGAGGGCAAGUCAGUCAGCUAAUCCUCCCUGGCCCACUGACACCCUGUCAGACCUCCAGCAGCCCCAGAAGCUGAGGCCCUGCACUGAGUGGCUGAUCACUCUUUCUGGUCCAUUUAUUAAAAUUCAGUUGUUGCAAUGACAGAAAUGCAUCUGAAGCUGUGAAUUGCUGUGUGAGAACUGCUCUGAGCCAUGCUGGAAGGCGGUAAUGUGCCUCUCCUUCAAGAGCACACAAUGGAUAUACAUUCAGCAAGUGCCUUGGGUUUUGUUUUCUACUGUAAGUUAGUCCUCCAAACAGUGAAUAAAACCAUUUCAAACUUCC
Molecule: messenger RNA, 2188 nt
Organism: Gavialis gangeticus (Gharial)
Lineage: Eukaryota; Metazoa; Chordata; Crocodylia; Gavialidae
Gene: P2RX4
Product: purinergic receptor P2X 4
Exons: 12
Coding region: 90-1205 (371 amino acids)
Biological process (GO): monoatomic cation transmembrane transport; response to ATP
Cellular component (GO): plasma membrane; nuclear inner membrane
Molecular function (GO): extracellularly ATP-gated monoatomic cation channel activity; purinergic nucleotide receptor activity; ATP binding
Source: RefSeq, a predicted model, not a curated record